Molecule: messenger RNA, 6082 nt
Organism: Epinephelus lanceolatus (giant grouper)
Lineage: Eukaryota; Metazoa; Chordata; Actinopteri; Perciformes; Serranidae
Gene: acvr2aa
Product: activin A receptor type 2Aa
Biological process (GO): protein phosphorylation; cellular response to growth factor stimulus; activin receptor signaling pathway
Cellular component (GO): plasma membrane; activin receptor complex
Molecular function (GO): activin binding; activin receptor activity; ATP binding
Source: RefSeq, a predicted model, not a curated record
AGGGGGCGGUGCUUCUCCUGACAUGGGGCGGUGCUUCUCCUGACAGGGGGCGGGGUCUUCUCAACAUUCCAGACGUCCUGCACCAGGACGCCGCACGGGAUUGGUGGAAGAAUCCGUGUCGAGCUCUUUCCACGCAGCCUAUUGGCUCAUCCUAGUGUCAGUCACGUGAUCCUCACCGCUCUGACAGAUUACUAUGGAAGAAGGUGAAAAAAAAAACAAAAAACCAAAAUAAUCUGAGGGGCGGCCAUCUUGCCUGUGCUCGUUCAGGACAGAGUGGAAGUGAGGACGAGACGAACCCAGCGGGGAGCACCGAUCCUCGUAUGUUUAUCUCGGUCCAGUCCGGGCUCAUUUACGCUAACGGAGGCCUGUGUGGUUCUGUUUGCGGUUUGUGGUUCACCUCCUCGGUAUCCAGGCAGGAAACCACUCCGACUGUUAGCUUCGGAGCUAAGCUAACAGCUAGCCGGGCCAGCUAGCUGUCCGGUGACCGAGCUGUGGUCGUCAGAGGCGGCUCAACGGCAGCAGCUUCGCUCGGUGGACUCUGACCUCGGAUCUUAUUUCACACGUUAACAUGUUGUGAACACGGUCGGUUGAGCUGUGUGGAGACAAAGUGGAGGUUUGUGUAUCUGCAGCUAACGGGGGUUAGCGACGGUUAUUUAGCUCGACUUAAUCCCGCUUCAGAAAUCAGUGCAAACCGAUGAAAAUGUGCAGUUUGACACCAGAGAAGAAGAAGAAGACUGUUUAUCUGCUGCAUGCUGCACACACCCGGACUGUCACACGCCAACAAUGACUUUAACGUUAGCCGUUAUUACACCGUCAAGAAACACCGUUUGAUCCCAAAGUCAGCUGAUAUAAACGGCUGUGUCCGCCUCUCUCACCGGGCCUGUCCUCACACACACCGGUUACAUCUGCAGCUCCGUGUCCUGGAAAUGUGUCAUAUUUUAUCACGGUAAACCGGGACUGCAUCAGAUGUGUAACCGGUACUCGGUGUCCUCUACACGGAGCAGUUAAAGGGACGUGAGAAUCCACGUUGGGAUUAACAGUAAAAUUAAGAAUUUCUGUCUUUGGAUCCACAAUGGGAUCAGCCACCAAACUGGCCUUCAGUGUCUUCCUCAUCUCCUGCUCCUCAGGUGCCAUCCUGGGCCGCUCAGACACUCAGAAGUGCGUCCACUACAACUACAGCCCUUCCUCCUCCUCCUCCUCCUCCUCCUCGUCCUCCUCAGCGUUGGGUAGUCGGGGGAACCUCAGCGGGGUGGUCACCUGCUCCGGAGAGAAAGAUAAGAGACUUCACUGCUUCGCCACCUGGAAGAAUGUCUCUGGAGUGGUUCAGGUGGUCAAACAGGGCUGCUGGCUGGACGAUGUCAACUGUUACGACAGGAGUGAAUGUGUGGAGAGGAAAGAUGCUCCUGAAGUCUUCUUCUGCUGCUGUGAAGGAAGUUUGUGCAACGACAAGUUCUUCUACAGCCCUGACAGCUACCUGCCACCAGUAACAACGACGAACAAACCAGUGACUCAGAAGACUCCAGUGCUGACCACUCUGAUGUACUCACUGGUUCCCAUCAUGGCUGUAACCGCCAUCGUCCUCAUCUCCUUCUGGAUGUACCGUCACCACAAACUGGCCUACCCACCUGUCCUGGUGCCCACACAGCACGCCUUUCAUAUAAUGAUCGAGGACCCCGGCCCGAUGCCCCCCUCCCCCAUCCUGGGUCAGAAGCCACUGCAGUUACUGGAGAUCAAAGCCAGGGGGCGCUUCGGCUGCGUGUGGAAGGCUCAGCUGCUCAGUGAAUAUGUGGCUGUCAAAAUCUUCCCCAUCCAGCACAAGCAGUCGUGGCAGAACGAGUACGAGAUCUUCAACCUGAACGGGAUGAGACACGAAAACCUGCUGCAGUUCAUGGGAGCCGAGAAGAGAGGGAAUAACAUGGAGCUGGAGCUGUGGCUCAUCACCGCCUACCAUGAGAAGGGUUCUCUGACAGACUACCUGAAGGCCAACGUCCUCUCCUGGUCUGAACUGUGCCUCAUCGCUCAGUCCAUGUCGCGAGGUCUCGCCUAUCUGCACGAAGACAUCCCUGGACACAAGGACGGACACAAACCCGCCGUCGCACACAGGGACUUUAAGAGUAAGAACGUGCUGCUGAAGUCGAACCUGACCGCCUGCAUCGCUGACUUCGGCCUCGCUCUCAGGUUUGAGGCGGGGAAAUCUCCUGGAGACACACAUGGACAGGUGGGGACCAGGAGGUACAUGGCCCCGGAGGUCCUGGAGGGAGCCAUUAACUUCCAGAGAGACGCCUUCCUGAGGAUAGACAUGUACGCUGUGGGUCUGGUGCUGUGGGAGCUCGCCUCGCGCUGCAAAGCUGCAGACGGUCCGUUGGACGAGUACAUGUUGCCGUUUGAGGAGGAGGUGGGUCAGCAUCCGUCUCUAGAGGACAUGCAGGAGGUGGUCGUCCACAAGAAGCUGAGACCAACGCUCAGAGAGUGCUGGCAGAAACAUGCUGGUCUGGCGGUGCUCUGUGAGACCAUCGAGGAAUGCUGGGAUCACGAGGCUGAAGCUCGGCUGUCGGCCGGCUGUGUGGAGGAGCGUGUCGUUCAGAUGCAGCGGCAGACGAGCGUCACGGGGCCAGAGGAGAUCGUCACGGUCGUCACCAUGGUUACCAACGUGGACUACCCUCCUAAAGAGUCGAGCCUAUGACGAGGCGGAGGACCAAUCAGAACGGAGCAGGGACUCCCUCUGUGAGCGGCUUCGGUCUCUGACCGGACACUCAGGUGACCUGCUGGGCGGUCAGGUGACCUCUGGUUGCAGGUGAGCCUCAGACUGAUGAGGACAACAUGGCGGAGAGUCUGUCUCUCUCUCUCUCUCUCUCUCUCUCUCUCUCCGCAGGGUGAGCCACACUGAUGUCCACCCUCUGACAUCAGUUCCUGUUUUGUAUUACAAAAUAAAAGACUUCCUGGACAGAGUUUUUCUACGAGAUAAUGUGACGUUUGAGAAUAAAAAGGGCGACUGUAGUUUUUAGACACAUGCUGUUCUCCGUUUGUCUGAAUGAUGCCAACAACAAACAGCUUCUGAAUGUCUCUAUCACUGCUGUAUAUAAAUAUACAGAUUAUUAUUAUUAUCAUAUAUAUAUAUAUAUACAGAUAUAUUUACAUCGUCAGCUGAGAGUUUAAUAAUCAGGUUAUUGAUCCAGACGGAUCUUUCGUCAGACGUUUGCUCAUUGAGGAGAAAGUGGAGUCGACACUGACGGAGUUGGAAGAUUGUAAGGUUUAAUGAGCUAAAGUCAAAGAAAUAACAAGAAAUAUAACAAAUAGUCAGCCUUCGUUUAUUUAUUAAUUAAAUUAUGAUCACAGUUAAGAACAGAGGUUGGGUAUCGUUUAGUUUUCUCUGAUACUGCUGCUAAAACCAUUAAAAAAAAAACAAUGUUAAGGACGUGAAAGAAGUUUUAUUACAAAGGCAAAUAAAACUUAAAACUAAACGACUUAAUAUAAAUACGUACGGAUAAAAAACACUAUUAACAAACUCACAUCAUUAACAAAAGAAAUCUAAACACUAAGAACAGUUACAACAGAGUUGGGAUCAAAAACUCGCAGCUGAGAUCGUCGCUACAAUAAAAAAACCUGCUCCACCUUAACAGCCUGGUCAGGUUCCAGCACUUCUGGCACAGACUUCUCUGUGGUGAUUGGGCACGCUGUGUUCAGGUCGUACAGGAAGCGGUUCAGUGUUUUAGCACCUAUGCUAAUUAAUAAUGUUGAAGGCAAACCAGUGUUUUAUUCUGUAAAUUAAUUCUCCUUUAACGAGAGUUUAUUUUUCAGAUUCAACAUUUAAAAUGUCAGAAAAACUGGUCUGUUUAUGAAACUUCUGAGACGUUUGAGAAACUGAACUUUUGUAAAGUGCCGUCACUUUGCUGCAACAAACUGCAUUAAAGAAUCAGUCUGUUCCACUGUCGAAACAUUAAUCAAUAAAUGUGAUUAAUACGUCUUCUUAAAUAAAUAAAUAUCACAGUUAAGAUUCAAGAAAACACUAAGGAUUGAUUAUUUUCAAUCUGUCAGUAAGAGUCUGAAAACUGUCACAUAUUUCACUGUUUUAUUUAUUAAAUUACUCAUCAUGAGGAUACUGAUCAAUAAUCAGUCGUGUUUCACUUUAUUUUAUUGAUUUUAAAAGUGAAAUCAUGUCUGAUUUAAAAGUUUCUCCGUAUUCAAAAUCAAAUCAUGUUUUUUAAUGACUUGUUUCGAGUUUGUUCAGUUUGAGAUUCAGGUCCUUCAGAUUUAAAGAUUAAAUGUGUCGAGAAGAAAAACCUGAAGAUUAGAAAGUGAAACACUAAAGAUGAAUAAUAAAUAAAGAUGAGUUAUAAAUAAAUCCUGGUCAGGUUUGCAGUGAAUAUUAAAAGCAUGACUUUAUUACUUUACUUUUAUUUUCUAAAAAUCUCUGUUUGGUUACUUCCUGUUUGUGGUUUGUUCUGACAAAAUAAAGUUUUUAACAUCUUAAAAAAAUUCAUUAACAUAUAUGUUUUAUUCUGAAUUGAUUGUAACGAGUAUCAGGAUGAAUUUCUAAAGUCGUCUCGACAAAAAACAAAUAAUUUGAACCUGAAAAGCCAAAACACAAAUAAUUAUUUCUAAACUGAAUCUGACAGAUAUGAAGAAAUGUAAAUUAUAAAAAUUGAACUGGUAUAUUUUGAAAUAUAUAAAUUAUAAAUAAUUAAACUGGAGGACAGAAAGAAAUGUAAGAAAUGUAACUGGAGGAUAUAAAGAUGUAAAAAUUAUAAAUAUAUAAAGUUUUAUCAAAGAGUUGAAUUUAUUGAUUUUGUAUUUUGACUCUUCCGAUGAUGUUUGUCGGCUCCGUUUGUUUUCUAAACGUCUCAGGAAAGAUGUUGUCUGUCCCGCCGCUUGUUACCCAGCAGGCCUUUCUCUGCUUUGAAUCGGCGUCACGUUCAUGUCUCUUUAUUUCGGAAGAUGAACAAGUUGAUUUUGUCUCUGUGUAAAACUGGAAAAGUUUGAAUUUGGAACAAAACAAUCUGCUGACUUUUAGUCGCAGCUCGAAAUCGUUCCGUCUCUGAUUUUUAACGAUGAAGUCUUGGUGACGUGAUGGUUCAGUGGUCGUCUUGUGUAAAUUGUAAAUCAGAGCAUCAGACGAAUCCACUAUGAACCACAAAUAGAGAUGUUCAGGGACCCAUAGGAAAUCAGAAGACUUUGACCUUUUCACCUCGCUGCAGUCUGAUUUUAUAAAAGCUCCAGCAGAGCGUCGUCACACUGGUCUCCAGUCCGACGGUCUGCUCCUCCUCCUCCUCCUCCUCCUCUUUCUUCUUCUUCUUCUUCUUCUCUCAGUGUUUUUAAAGACCAAGUGUUCAUAUUCAGAAAGAAGAAGAAGUCGUUAUCUGACAGGAAGCCAAACGACGGAACAGUUUGUACAUAUGAAUGUUGAUUUUAGCAUGAGUUUGUUUUUUAAAAAAGAUAAAAAAAAAAAAAUCUUUAUAAUGUUAAUAUGACAGAUAGAUUUUAUAUGACGAUGAUGAUGAUGAUGGUACUGUACAAAUGAUAAACUAUCUGGGUUUUAUGUUGAAAACUCACAACACUAACUUCCUGUGGAGGAAGAUGUGUGUGCGUGCGUGUGUGUGUGUGCGUGUGUGUUAGAUACCUCAGACUUCCCUGCUGGUGCUCACCUCACGACAUCAUCAUGACAUAAUUGUGACAUCAUCCUUCUUCUCCUCCGUCGUCGUUCAGGGCGACGACACAAAUCUGACCCUCAGCUUCUCCUUCAGUUUCCUGUUUGGUUUUAUUUCAGUGUUUUAUUUCACUUCAUUAUUUUGGUUCUUUGAACGUUUGGAAACAAAAAGUAAACUGAGAGAGCGUCACAUGUUUUAUUGUCUUAAAUCUACGAAGGCGACAGCUGGAGGCGUCGUUGCGUUAUGACCAGAGAGGUGUCAGAAUUAGGAGAAACAUAAUCUGAGUAAUAACAAGGGCUGCUCCUGACUGAGAAUAUUCCUAGUCGACCAACAGUCGUCAUUUAGGGCCAUUAGUCGACUAGUCGCCGCAUGUUUACGAUACUAAUGUAAUGAUUAAAUGAUAUCUUUUGGUGGUUUGAGUUGAAGGUGUGAGAAAG